AAAGCGUGGACGAUGAAACUCGUCGAGGUGUGGUGCCCGCGCUACGCGGCGCAGCACCCGCACCCCCCGCGCGGCCCGCCCCCCGGCCCCUUCACGAAACGCACCAACGAGCCCACCGCCGAGGAGUCGGACGCCUACCUCGCCAACCUGCUGAAGGUGUGCAAGAACACGUGCCGUCUGGCCACCCCGGCCAAGCCCGGCGGCGGGUUGCACGUGCUGCGGGCGUCGGUGCGCGACCAGGAAGGGAAACGGUAUGUGUUCGUGCUGCAGGAGACCGAGGGGUGGAAGGUGGCCAUCGGGCUGCAGCGCUUGCGGCGCGGCACCUUGUCCCGCGCGCUGGGCGUGUCCGGCUUGGCGGCUAACGAGACGAGGACGGUGUUGGCCGGGUUGGGGUAUUGAACUUGCGCGCCGUGCCCGAGUCGCCUGAGGUCCAGUGCAGUAUGUACAGCAUGUACGGCACCGAAGCUAUGGUAUAGGUGACCCUGCUUCUCGUUCUCGGUCUUGUUGUGGGUAACAGUGAUGAUGAUGGCUGCAUGAGCAUUUGGCCUGCCUGUCUGCCUGUUGUAUGCAUUGCAUUGCAUGGCGAUGAUGUUGAUACUACUUACUCCCUCGCACCCCGCCCCUCUCCUCUUCCUAUCAUUUGCUUUGAUUGCUUUCCAGUUCUGAGUGCUUUGCUUCAGAUAUCCCCCCCUUCGUUUUGAUGAUCCUGGCUUGGCUUGUUGGGCUUGAGAUACCGACCGCUGCGUUAGGCUUCUCUCGCUCGUUCAAUGUGGAUAGUUACAUAGAACAUCG
Aspergillus aculeatinus CBS 121060 is the source of this 792-nucleotide messenger RNA. RefSeq lists its product as uncharacterized. Lineage: Eukaryota; Fungi; Ascomycota; Eurotiomycetes; Eurotiales; Aspergillaceae. The transcript has a single exon. The coding region runs from base 13 to 399 and encodes 128 amino acids. The record is from RefSeq and is a predicted model, not a curated record.